AUGUUAGCGGCCAGCAUCGCGGCGAGCGGGCUGGCAUGUCUCGUUUUGCUGCCGGGCGUCGUUUGUCAAGUCAGCGAAGAGGAGAUUGCUGCGGCUACAGAUGUCAUCUUUCUGCCAUGGUCGGCGCGACUCCGUGAAGGGGCAAGCCUGAACUCAGCGAAGCUUUGCUGGUGGCAUGAGUAUCCGGAUGAUUUCUUAAAGCACUCCUAUCGACAGUGCUGUUGUGCAGGUCCUGCUCAGUCACUUCAAUGCUGGGAUGGUGACACCAGUGCAGGACCCCCUCGGGCUUGCUGCCACUACAGAUAUGGGCCUGGUACCACCUGCUUCCCUCUGCACAGGCGCGUUCGCCUACAAUUUCCUGGCCUUCCCGUGUUGUCUGCCCAUCUCAAGCCCUCAGACUACGAGUACGAGCCCCACUUCGCAGCCUUGCUCACGCAAGGGCACUUACUCGAGCCCUUUCUGGAGGCCCCAAGGAGCCGCCGAAAUCUGUGGGCCGUGGAUCUCGGAGCGGGGAAAGGCCUCGACUCCGUGGUCCUUUCCAAGCUGGGCCACCGAGUGGUCGCCAUGGAGCAAGACCCCCAGGAGCUGCGGCUGAUUGAUACCAACAAGAAGCUGAAUAACGUCUCCUUCGAAGUGGUCCCGGCAGACUUGAUCGAGACGGAGACUACUGCAGCAAGGCUUCUCGCAGCGAGCGGCGGCAUGGCUUUCGACGUGAUCGUCGCCAACUUCUUGGCAUACCUGCCUCCAGCGGUGUUUCUGAAAGUGCUAGAUUUGGUUGAAAGGGUUGGUACCCGAGACUUUGCAUGGCUGUGGCCGUGUGGUAAAGAGGAGUUUGACCCAGAUGACGAACAGCGGCUCAAUCGCGACCAAGCGACGCUGCGCUUCGAAGUCGUCGAUGUGCUGACGUUUGGAAACGUCGGCAACUCGGAGUCUGAAGGCAAUCCCUUCGAGGCCAAGGUGCAGCUCGGCAACCUCCGCAUCUGUGUGCUGCAACGGCGGGGGCGACCGGCGGGUGCAUGGCGGUAUCGCUGGCCGCGGGCCCGGGCUGCGAAGGUGUUGAGCGCCUCUGCUGCCUGCGCUCCGCCCCUCUGGCGGUGCUCGCCGGAAGGUCUGUUGUUCCAGGCCCUGAAGGACGAGAAGCUGGGGGCCAGAUUCCUGCAGUCCUAG
Molecule: messenger RNA, 1167 nt
Organism: Symbiodinium sp. CCMP2592
Lineage: Eukaryota; Dinophyceae; Suessiales; Symbiodiniaceae
Source: the annotation of a GenBank genome assembly